CGUAAAUAUCAUUCUUUUCUUAAUGAUUAAAUCUUAUUGUCUAAAGAUUGUCUCUUGUUGUUAUCGAGUUAAUUGUUUAAAAUUAGAACCUUGUAAUUUCUUAGUGUUAAUUAGAUCAACAAUUUCCACCACAAUGGCGUUAAAACGUAAACGUGAAGAAUCGGAGACAAAGAGUAAACCAAAUGCUCCUUCAACCAAUGGUUCUGUUGACUAUAAUCCUGGUAAGAGUAAUUAUGAUGCAAUUAAAGAUGCUUCUUGGAAGGAUGGAGAUAAAACGCCAUUCAUUUAUUUUACACUUACAUUGAAGGCGAUAGAAGAAGUGUCAUCACGUCUUAAAAUGAUCGAGAUACUUGCCAAUUACCUGUGGUCAGUGAAGGAGAAAAGUCCAGAGGAUUUGCUUCCUUCAAUCUAUUUGUGUCUCAAUAAAUUGGGUCCUGCAUAUGAAGGCCUUGAACUGGGAAUCGGUGAGACAAUUAUCAUGAAAGCUUUAGCAAAUGCUACCGGACGUAAGGUGGAUCACAUUAAAGCUGAUAUCAAAAAGAAAGGGGAUCUUGGUUUGGUUGCUGAGGAUAGUCGGACUACUCAGAGCUUAUUGUUCCGACCACCAAGAUUGACCGUUCAAGGAGUUUUCAAAAGUUUCCGGGAAAUUGCUCUGUUUUCAGGACAAAGUUCAGGUCAAAAAAAGACCGAUAAAAUUCAAUCGUUGAUUGUCGCUUGUAGAGACUGUGAAGCUCGUUAUUUAGUCCGUUCUUUAGCCGGUAAACUGCGAAUUGGAUUAGCAGAGCAAUCGUUAUUAUCAGCCUUAGCCCAGAGUAUUGUUUUGGGCGAAGGUAAAUCAAAAAGAGGAAGUGAUUCAUUCAAAUCGCGGGUGGACACAGUUACUCAAAUUUUGAAAACAGUUUACUGUCGAUGUCCAAAUUAUCAACAAAUUAUCAACGUUCUACUUGAACAUGGAUGGGAAUCAUUAGACGAAAAGUGUCAAUUGAUUCCUGGUGUUCCAUUGAAACCAAUGUUAGCUCAUCCGACGAAAGGUGUUGAUGAAGUUCUUCGUCGAUUUAAUCAAGCUAAAUUUACCUGUGAAUUUAAAUAUGACGGAGAAAGAGCUCAAAUUCAUUUGAUGGAAAAUGGUGAAAUCAGAAUUUUCAGUCGAAAUCAAGAAGACAAUACAUCCAAGUAUCCAGAUAUUAUUUCGAGGAUGAAAGAUGUCAUCAAGCCGGAUGUCAAAAGUUUCAUCAUCGAUUCGGAAGCAGUUGCAUGGGAUUCACAUGAUAAACAGAUUCUCCCAUUCCAAGUGUUAAGUACAAGGAAAAGGAAAGAUGCUUCUGAAGAUGAAAUUAAAGUGCAUGUUUGUAUUUUCGCUUUCGAUUUGUUAUAUUUAAAUGGAAAAUCUUUCGUCACCGAAAGUCUUAGUGAACGACGUAAACAUCUUCGCGAAAGUUUCAAAGAUAUCGAAGGGAAAUUCAUGAUGGCCGUUUCUCGAGACGUCGAAACAACCGAUGAGAUUCAAGAAUUUUUGGAUGAAUCAAUUAAAGCCAAAUGUGAAGGACUAAUGGUCAAGACUUUAGAUGUGGAUGCGACUUAUGAAAUAGCAAAAAGAUCUCGUAGUUGGCUCAAGAUCAAAAAAGAUUACCUUGAAGGUGUUGGUGAUACACUUGAUCUCGUAGUAAUUGGAGCUUAUAUUGGAAAAGGUAAAAGGACCGGUAGAUAUGGAGGUUAUUUAUUAGCUUGUUAUGAUGAUGAAAAAGAGGAAUUCCAAUCAAUCUGUAAACUUGGAACUGGAUUUAAAGAUGAAGAUCUUGAGAAUCAAUAUGAAGCAUUCAAAGAAUUGGUUAUUGAAAGACCAAAAUCUUAUUAUAAUUAUGAUCAGACAAUCAAACCUGAUGUUUGGUUUGAUGCUGUUCAAGUUUGGGAAGUCAAAUGUGCAGAUUUAUCGAUAUCUCCAGUUCAUCGAGCAGCUUUUGGUUCUUUGGAAUCUGAAAAAGGAAUUUCUCUUCGAUUUCCUCGUUUUAUCCGAAUUCGAGAGGACAAAAAAUCUGAAGAAGCGACUUCGGCAAUGCAAGUCGUCGAUAUGUACAACAAUCAAGAACAAAUUAAAACUCAAACCAAAGGUAACGAUAGCGAUGAAGAAAUGGAUGUUGAAUGAACAAUUCAGCCAAUCAACUUAAUGGUUUAUUGUUUUUUUUUCUUUUAAUAAAUUGAUCAACCGAUCCAAUCACAAGAUUUUCAUACAUUAACAA
Messenger RNA from Panonychus citri (citrus red mite), 2237 nucleotides. It is a transcript of the gene DNAlig1, whose product is annotated as DNA ligase 1-like. Bases 23 to 2143 code for a protein of 706 amino acids. The transcript has 3 exons. The record is from RefSeq and is a predicted model, not a curated record. Gene Ontology annotation, cellular component: nucleus; mitochondrion. Gene Ontology annotation, biological process: DNA repair; lagging strand elongation; DNA biosynthetic process. Gene Ontology annotation, molecular function: DNA binding; ATP binding; DNA ligase (ATP) activity. Lineage: Eukaryota; Metazoa; Arthropoda; Arachnida; Trombidiformes; Tetranychidae.